This is a messenger RNA of Coregonus clupeaformis (lake whitefish), 1161 nucleotides long. RefSeq names its product short/branched chain specific acyl-CoA dehydrogenase, mitochondrial-like. Lineage: Eukaryota; Metazoa; Chordata; Actinopteri; Salmoniformes; Salmonidae. Gene Ontology annotation, molecular function: flavin adenine dinucleotide binding; acyl-CoA dehydrogenase activity. Bases 82 to 1080 code for a protein of 332 amino acids. Gene Ontology annotation, cellular component: mitochondrion. The transcript is spliced from 7 exons. The record is from RefSeq and is a predicted model, not a curated record.
UUGUCCUGAACAUUCCCCUGUUGUACGUACUUGAGUAUUUCCCAUGAAUUUGUCAGAUCUUUCAUUGUAACUUCCCAGCUGAUGGGCAUUGAGAUCGACCCAGAGUACGGAGGCACCGGCUCCACGUUCUUCUCCUCCAUCCUGGUCAUUGAGGAGCUGGCCAAGGUGGACGCCUCCGUGGCCGUGCUAUGUGACAUCCAGAACACCCUCAUCAACACGCUCUUCGCCAAGCUGGGGACCGCAGCCCAGAAAGAACAGUACCUCAGCCGACUGUCAACAGACAUGGUUGGUAGUUUCUGCCUGUCAGAAGCAGAGUCGGGGAGCGAUGCCUUCUCUCUGAAGACGCGCGCUGACAAACACGGGGACUAUUACCUCAUCAAUGGUUCCAAGAUGUGGAUCAGUAAUGCAGAGCAUGCUGGGGUGUUUCUGGUGAUGGCCAACGUGGACCCGUCUGCUGGUCACAGAGGCAUCACCUGCUUCAUCGUGGACAGAGACGCAGAGGGGCUUCAGAUCGGCAAGAAGGAGAACAAACUGGGUCUGAGAGCUUCUUCAACCUGUCCUCUCAACCUGGAUAACAUCAAGGUUCCUGAGAAGAACAUCUUGGGUCAGAUCGGCCACGGAUACAAGUACGCCAUCGGCAUGCUGAAUGAAGGCAGGAUUGGGAUCGCUGCCCAGAUGCUGGGAUUGGCUCAGGGCUGCUUCGACCAGGCGGUUCCCUACACCAGACAGAGGGUUCAGUUUGGCAAACGCAUAUUCGACUUCCAGGCCAUGCAGCACCAGAUUGCCCAUGUAGCCACCCAGAUAGAGGCUGCCAGGCUGCUGACCUACAACGCUGCCCGGCUGAAGGAGGCAGGAAGACCCUUCAUCAAGGAGGCCUGCAUGGCCAAGUACUUCACCUCAGAGGUCGCAACGUUGACCACAUCAAAAUGCAUAGAGUGGAUGGGAGGGGUAGGCUUCACCAAAGACUACCCUAUUGAGAAAUACUACAGAGAUUGUAAAAUAGGUACCAUUUAUGAGGGCACAACCAACAUCCAGCUGUCCACCAUGGCCAAGUUUAUAGACAAGGAGUAUGACUACUGACCUCCUGACCUGGUCUGGCUGGAUCCCCAUCAUGGAGACCGACCUGGCUGGAUCCCCAUCAUGGAGACUGACCUGGCUGGA